AUGUCUAUGGCUCUGAAAUUGUUGGGUAAAGGUUUGUGGUUGCUCUUUGUUCUUUCUGUUGUUCCUCCUGUUAUAUAUAUAGUUAUAUACUCGUGGGCUGGUAUUGUUUCUGCUAUGGGAGGAAAAUAUAUUAGUGAACUGAAUCUGCCGAAGACAUGUAGCAUGUCAUUCCCUAAUGGCAAAGAUGAUCUCAUGAAUAUUGUAGUCACUAUCCGCUCUGAUGAGGGAUAUUAUCUGGGUGGAACAUUUGUUUUCUCGUUCCAAAUCUCUCCCCUCUAUCCUCACGCCGCGCCGAAGGUUAAAUGCAAGACGAAGGAACCGAACCACGAGGAUCCUCUCAAUCAUGAUGCUGCUGCUGCAGUAUUGAGAGAUAACCCGAAAACGUUUGAGUCUAACGUUAGGCGGGCCAUGACUGGUGGCUAUGUGGGACAGGCUUACUUCCAACGGUGCAUAUAG
Striga asiatica is the source of this 456-nucleotide messenger RNA. The record is from the annotation of a GenBank genome assembly. NCBI's taxonomy places the organism in Eukaryota, Viridiplantae, Streptophyta, Magnoliopsida, Lamiales, Orobanchaceae.